Molecule: messenger RNA, 1878 nt
Organism: Dracunculus medinensis (Guinea worm)
Lineage: Eukaryota; Metazoa; Nematoda; Chromadorea; Rhabditida; Dracunculidae
Source: the annotation of a GenBank genome assembly
AUGUCGAAAAGGCGGAAUGAAAAUAUUGAAAUUAUGACAAUUCGAUCAAAUAUAGAAGGUGUCGAAGAAGAAAUUCCAGCAAAGAUCAAAGUUUUGCCAUUCGAGGAAAGUUAUCUUCGAGCUAUUCCUCGUGCUGCACAUUAUGAAAAAUCGUUCAUGCAUCGCGAUGUAAUAACACAUGUAAUUGCGAUGAAGACGGAUUUUAUUGUUACUGCAAGUUGCGAUGGUAUUUUGAAAUUUUGGAAGAAAAAACAUAGUGAGGGAAUUGAAUUUGUUAAACAGUUUCGAUGUCAUCUUCAUAGUUUUUCCAGUCUAGCCGUAAAUCACAGUGGAACAUUUUUGGCAACCGUUUGUUCUCAAGAUCAGUCAGUAAAAAUUUUUGAUGUAAUUAAUUUCGAUAUGAUCAAUAUAAUUAAAUUAGAUUUCUCACCUGAAUCAGCAGCAUGGAUUCAUCAAGGAAACGAUGUUGUAUAUUCAUUAGCAAUAACUGAUUCAGUUUCACCUAAAAUUUUCAUCUACGAUGGCAAAGGUGACGGGCAGAAGAUUCAUAUUUUAGAUAGAUUACAUUCAAAACCGGUCAAGCUAAUUCAGUAUAAUUAUGUUUACGAUUGUGUUAUAUCAAUCGAUUGUGCUGGUAUGAUUGAAUAUUGGUCUGGACCAAAAGGAGAAUAUAAGUUUCCUGAUAAUAUUCGAUGGACUUAUAAAACGGACACGGAUUUAUAUGAAUUUUUAAAAUUAAAAGUUAUUCCUCGUUGCUUGGUUAUCUCACCAAAUGGUCAUCUUUUUGCCACAGUUGGCACUGAUCGAAAGAUUAGGAUUUUUGAUUUUUUAAGUGGCAAAUUAAAUUUUACUAUCAAUGAAACAAUGCAAUUGUACGUAGAACAAGCUAAGGAGAAUAAAAAUUAUGGCUUGCAAAACAUGGAAUGGAAUAGAAGAACGGCAUUGGAAAAAGAACUGGAUCGUGAUGAAACCUCUUUUCAACAUAUAUCUAUCUGUUUUGAUGAAACGAGUAAUUUUCUCAUUUAUCCUACGCCAGUGGGAAUAAAGGUUUUAAAUUUGUUUACCGACAAAAUUGUGCGUGAAAUAGGUAAAACUGAAAAUAUGCGUUUUCUCGGUGUUUCAUUAUGUCAGCCAGUUCCAGAUAUCAAAGACCGUUUUCAGGGCGGUGCGACAAUUGAUAUAGUAGCUGCAGAAAAUCCAAAUUUAAAAAAAACCGAACCUGAUCCAGUACUUGUCGCAUUUGCUUAUCGCAAAAAUCGUUUUUACUUAUUCACAAAUUCUGAACCCUUUUCAAUUGAUGAUGCAGAUACCGAAGGAACGGGAUUGGGACGUGAUGUUUUUAAUGAAAAACCGAAAAAAGAAGAUGUAAUAACUGCAGUGGAGAAUGAAACAUCUGAAAGUAAAUUAAAUGAAGGAGCGAUUAUUCAUACCACAUUCGGUGAUAUUCAUAUCAGAUUGUUCCCAAACGAGUGUCCUAAAGCCGUUGAAAAUUUUUGUACUCAUUCGAGGAGAGGAUAUUACAAUGGACAUACUUUUCAUCGAGUCAUUAGAAGUUUCAUGAUUCAAACUGGAGAUCCAACUGGUAAAGGCACGGGAGGACAGUCAAUUUGGGGUAAUGAUUUUGAAGAUGAAUUUCAUCCACGGUUGCGGCACGAUAAACCUUAUAUGGUUUCGAUGGCGAAUGCUGGUCCGAACACAAAUGGAUCUCAAUUUUUUAUAACAGUUGUCCCAGCUGAAUGGCUGGAUGGGAAAAACACGCUUUUUGGACAAGUAACUGAAGGUUUUAACGUGGUCCAAAAAAUAAAUCAAGUUAAUACUUACGACAAGAGUGGCCGACCAAAACAGGAAAUAAAUAUCGUGUCAAUAACACUAAAAUGA